AGCUCCAGUAAAUAUAUAUUUCACCUCAAGAAUAUCACCAGCCUUGUGACACAUCAGAAGACUCACACAGGAGAGAAACCAUAUGAGUGUUCAGAGUGUGGGAAAGGGUUCAGUAAGAAUUCCAUCCCCAUGACACAUCACAGGACUCACACAGGAGAGAAACCAUAUGAAUGUCCUGAGUGUGGGAAACAUUUUAGACGGAAUUACAACCUGGUGACACACCAGAGGAUUCACACGGGAGAAAAACCGUAUGAAUGUCCUGAGUGUGGGAAAAGUUUCAGCCAUAAUUCCAGUCUAGUAACACACCAGAGGACUCACACGGGAGAAAA
Molecule: messenger RNA, 329 nt
Organism: Notechis scutatus (mainland tiger snake)
Lineage: Eukaryota; Metazoa; Chordata; Lepidosauria; Squamata; Elapidae
Source: RefSeq, a predicted model, not a curated record